CAUUUGUCUUGUGCCAAAGCGAUGUGGGAUAAACUUCUCACCCUCACUCUCUCAAAACCCUCUGGUUUUUGUUGUUGAGGAAGAAGCAAUGAAUCAGCGACCUUCGAAUCUACUGGACGAAGCCCUAGGGCUGGUGGACGAUGGGUCCAAGGCUUGGCCGCUGAGCGGGCGAGUGGUGCUGGUGGAGGACCGCGUUGAGACCAGCGCCGCUUUCGUUCUCCACCACCUCGUCAAGCGCGCUCUCUCCCCUCACUCCUCUAACGUCGUCGUCUUCCUCGCUCUCUCGCAACCCUUCUCUCACUACGAUCGCCUCCUCAGAAAACUCGGUUGCAACUUAGCUGCCCAAAGCGAGAAUAAUAGAUUCUUUUUCCUUGACAUGCUUAUGUCAGAGUUUCCAGAUGGAGAUGAAGGUGGGCUUGUUGCUUUGUAUGGGAAAAUUGAAAAAGUGGUCAGUUCCUUAUUACAAGAAAACAAGAAGUGUAUUACCAUUGUUGUAGAUGAUCUCUCUCUUAUGGAGGCAGCGGCUAAUGGCUCUUCAAAUUAUGUCUUAGACUUUCUGCAUUACUGCCACACAUUAACAUCAGCAUUUGGUUGUACAUUAGUUGCCCUUAACCAUGAGGAUAUCUAUUUAAGCAUGGAGAGGCCUGCACUUAUUUUACAGCUGGAGUACCUUGCAGAUAUUCUGAUUAAGGCAGAACCAUUGGCCACUGGUUUGGCGACAGAUGUGCAUGGACAGUUGACAGUUUUGAACAGGGGAAUGUGGGAUGGGCACGGGAGCUCCAGAAACAGGAUAUGUAAUUUUCACUUCAGGGUCAAGGAGAACGGUGUUGAAUAUUUUUCUCCUGGGAGCAUGGCUUGAUGAGAUAUCAUAAUUAGGAAAGUUGAUAUGCAGAAUGAAUGUAUUAUUCAGUGCUCUCUUAGUUGGUAGACAAUUUUUGAGUUCUUAGUUGGGGGGAAAAAAUACCUCUGCUUACAGUGCUGUUCUGAGAGGCUGCAUUCAUUUUAUGUCCUGAGGUAGAUGGAUUAUAACUUGACUUGUCUUUGCUGCUUCAAGUUUUGAACCAGGGUUUUGACUUUUAAAGGAUAAAAUCAGCACUUCAACCUCUUCCAUGUGUUCCUCAAUUCAUGCAGCAAAUCAGCAGUCUCCAGGUUGAGCAAAUCAGCAGUCUCCACGUAUUGACAGCAGCCUUUCACAGAGAAAACAUGUGUCCAUGUUUUCUGUAAAAGGCUACAACUAUGAGCAGCUAGUAGCCACCACCUGCAGUCCAGGAUUCCAGGCCGCAUGUCUUACGGAUCUGCUCCUCAAACUCAGCACAAGCCUUUUUCCUCUUUUGUAUCAUCUUUUGUUUCGUUAGUUUUCUGUUAUUGUAACCCUGUACUGACAUUCCUAAACUAGUGUCCAUAUAACCUCUAUAAAUAACAGAUUACAAUCUGGUUUUGGUAAGUUAACCAAACCAGUUCUUCUAAA
Molecule: messenger RNA, 1468 nt
Organism: Alnus glutinosa
Lineage: Eukaryota; Viridiplantae; Streptophyta; Magnoliopsida; Fagales; Betulaceae
Product: elongator complex protein 6
Exons: 5
Coding region: 89-859 (256 amino acids)
Biological process (GO): tRNA wobble uridine modification
Cellular component (GO): elongator holoenzyme complex
Source: RefSeq, a predicted model, not a curated record